AUGGCGACACCAGAUCAGCGAGAGGAAUGGGCGACUUUGCAGGCAUCUGCUCCGCAGAGAGGGAAGGGGAAACCGUCACCAGAGGAGAUCGAAGCGGCCAGGACGCACAGCCACGCGUGCAAGGCAUUUCUGAGCGGCCUGUCGCCCGAGGCGGUCCAGGAACUGACGGGGAAGAAGAAAAAGCCCGCGGACGAGGCAACGCUCCAGCUCAGCGCCACGGGUGCACACGCUGGCAGCGCGGAGAACGCGACAGGUCAGCACUUCGAUUAUUUCCUCGUGGUGGACUUCGAGGCAACCUGCAACGCGGAGCAGAGGGGCGAAGGGGCCCUCACCCCGCAGGAGAUCAUCGAGUUCCCCGUGGCCCUCCUCAACUCCGCCACCCUUGAGGUCGAAAGCGUGUUUCACUGCUUCGUGAAGCCCGUGGUCCACCCGAGACUGACGGACUUUUGCACCGAGCUGACGGGCGUCACCCAGGAGCAGGUCGAUGCCGGUCUGGAUUUGGGCGAUGCACUCGAUCAGCUGGACCGUUGGAUGGAGCACCAUUGCUUGCACGUCGUCGCCGUCCCCGCGGAGCGGCGGCGCAGUUUCCUCUUCGUGUCCUGCGGCGACUGGGACCUGAACCACCUCAGGAGCCAGUGCAAGAAGCAGCAGCUCGCGGCGCCGCAGUGGAGCCGCAGGGUCUGCAAUCUGAAUCUUAUGUCUCCCCGAUACAUGUACGAGAGGGUAUUCGGCACGAGGCAGGUCGGCAUGAUGGGGAUGCUGCAGGGCCUGUGCAUCACGCACACCGGCAAGCACCACAGCGGGAUCGACGACGUGCGCAACAUCACCGCGAUCCUCCAGAAGCUGAUCGAGGAGCACGGGGUCACCAUCGGGCCCACACCUGGCUCGCAGGCGGUGCACGCCUUCCUGGGGCCCAGCAGCGCGGCUCUCGGCCUGGUCCCGCGCGUCGUUGCCACGUCCGCAUGCCCAGCGCGCCCUGUGCUCGCCAGCGCGCCUUCGGCGCAGGAGAACAGGAGAGCGUCGCCGAAGCAGGGUCUGUGCGCAUAG
Molecule: messenger RNA, 1047 nt
Organism: Prorocentrum cordatum
Lineage: Eukaryota; Dinophyceae; Prorocentrales; Prorocentraceae
Source: the annotation of a GenBank genome assembly